AUGCCGUCCAUCGCAUUGUUCGGGUCGAGCCCGUUGGACUUCUCCCACUCGUCUGCCAUCCCCAUCCGCAUCCGUCGGCGCAUGGCCAUCGCCAAUGACGCCCGGGCCACCAACCUCGGCCUCGUUGACGAUGAGGCUUCCAUCGAGACCGUACGAGCGGACCUCGUUGACAAGAGUUGUGUCGAUCCCAUCUCGCACAAGAGAUGCACCAGCACAACAUGA
Messenger RNA from Emericellopsis cladophorae, 222 nucleotides. RefSeq lists its product as uncharacterized. The transcript has a single exon. The coding region runs from base 1 to 222 and encodes 73 amino acids. The record is from RefSeq and is a predicted model, not a curated record. NCBI's taxonomy places the organism in Eukaryota, Fungi, Ascomycota, Sordariomycetes, Hypocreales, Bionectriaceae.